UAGCGACAUUACCGGAUGAACCUUCUGCGCCUGCGUAGACUUGACCAUGCCCCAGCAUCCACUGCGCGGCGCUGCUCCUAAACUCAGCCGCUCCAUCUGGAGGCCUCGCUGAACUAUUCCACAUUCUAACUUCAUUCCUUUGCAUUUUUUUCAGCGAUCUUCUCAAUGGAGGCAUCGGCAAGCUCUCCAAGCAACCUGACCCUGAACGCAACAGGUACCGGGGAUCCAUGGGAGAUCACGGUCAAAACCAGACUGAGACGCUUCCUCUGCUACGGCUCAGAGGGAAAUGUCUUCACCGCCAGAGACAAGAGUCGUAUCAGCUUGAACAAUGCAGAGGCCCUGCUCUCCUUACUUCAAGAGGAGGAGGAUGGUGCUGAGGUGGUGGAGGAGAUCAGAAGGUUUAUGCAGGAGGAGCGGGCGGUCCGAUUGGACCCCUCUUUUUUUGCCUUGGCUUUAUGCUCCCAGCACUCUAAGCGAAAGACCCGAGAGGCGGCGUUCAAAGCCCUGAAGGAGCUUUGCCGGGACCCUGCCCAUUUGUUUGCAGUUGUCCAGUACAAAAAGGAACUCAGGGAAGGGAUGAAUUGUGGGAUCUGGGGACGUGCCCUGAGGACGGCGGUGUCAGACUGGUAUAAUAAGCAAGACCCCAUGGCUCUAGCUGCAGCUGUGACUCGAUGUAAGCAGAGAGAAGGCUGGUCACACAAAGAUCUGCUCAGACUGUCUCACACCAAACCAUCCAAAGAAGCUGUUGCCCUGAUCAGCAAAUAUGUAACAAAAGGAUGGACGGAGGUUCAGGCCUUCUAUGCAGACAAAGAAAACUCUGAGGAGGUGGUCAAGGUGCUGUCGUACCUGGAAGCGGUAGAGAAGGUGAAGCACAGUUGUGAUGAAACGGAGGUCAUUCAUCUAAUAGGAGAGCACAAGCUGGAGAUGGAGCAACUGCUGACACAGCAUCUGCAAUCCAAGCAGGUAUGGAAAGCUUUGCUGAAGGACAUGCCUCUCCAUUCAGUGCUGAAGAUUCUGGGGAGGUUGACGGCAAACGAAGUCCUGGAGCCGGGAAGUUCCACAACCCAAUCUUUAUGUGAACGAAUCCGGAGCGAGGACACUCUAAUGAAGGCAAAGAUCCAUCCAUUCAGUAUAUUUUUGGCAAUGGAAAACUACAAAAGAGGUCAAGGCUAUCAGGGCAGAACAAAAUGGGAACCAAACAAUAGCAUCCUAAAAGCUUUGGAAUCUGCCUUUUACAGCAGUUUUAUGAAUGUGGAACCUGUUGGUAAACGCUUUUUAGUGGCGGUAGAUCAACGACAUGCGGUAGAUGUGAGCAUGUCAUUGAUCGAAAUCAUCCUGGGAACCGCCGUCAACACUCCAGUCACUCCUACUGCUGCCGCCAUAACCACGAUCUUUGUAAGGACUGAGGCAGACACGCAUGUGCUGGUCUUCUCUGACGGCACUGUGGUUCCAUGUCCUCUCUCACCUCAGAUGACUCUCGCAGAAGUAACUGCCAAAUUAGACACGAACUCCACUAGGAAGACAGACUGCUCUCUUCCCAUCACAUGGGCCACAGAGAACGGGAAGUGUGUAGAUGUGUUUAUUAUUCUCACCAACAACCCCCUGGAGACGCUUACAGCCAGUCCGGUGGAGUCUCUGAAGAAAUACAGAGAAACAACAGGUGCCCACUCCAAGCUGGUGGUGUGUGGGCUGACAUCCUCUUUACCUGCCAUCACAGAAACUGGAGACCGGGGCUUUCUGAGCAUGUGCGGCUUCGACCUCGGAGCUUUAACCGUCAUUCGCAACUUUUCCCAGGACCUGAUCUGACAAACGCUCUGUUAAAAAUGUGAGACUCAAAAGACAAGAAGUGGACAUUAUGGGUUACGCUGUCUGGAUUUACAGUUCCUCCUUCUGCAUUUUGUCCCCAAUGACAGUUGAGACCAAGUCCAGCAGGCUGGACUACACUCUGAGACUAAUGUGGAAAAUGUGUUUUACACAAGAUAAUGACUUCACUCGGUCAUCAGCACAAAAAAGAAGAUUGUUUGUGGGUCAAUCUGGGUCCAAAAAAUAUGAUUAGCAGUAUGAUUGUAGGAGGUUUGACAAAAAGUGGGAGCAUUUCAAAUUCCAAAGCUUUCUUUCUAUUUUAUGUAGCAAUUUAUAUAAGUUAACAAAUGCGUAAAACAACAGCAAAAGUCAGGAAUAGCUGGCUAUUCUUUUAGUCAAAUCAUCUUAGUGUUAUAAACAUUCAGGAUUCUUGGUAUAAAUAAACUUCCCUUUUGGUUUUUUUUAAUAGUUUUGUCACCAUCUGGUUACAUUUUAGGUUGUUUCAAUGUAACUCGUAUUAGUUUUUAUCUGGUUAAACUUUUUUUUAUAUGGAAAGAGCCAGGUAACCUCAAUGUGAUCCUUCAUUAUUUAGAUCACUGCUGUUUAGCAUCAUACUGUCAGUAUUACUCUUCAACCAGACAACUGUUUACUUUGAAACAUCUGUUGCAACUAAUAACAAAGCUGUUUUAUUCAUAAGAUUAUGCAAAAACUGGCAUACAUCAUUCAAGUUGAUGAAAGCUGAAGUACUUUUAUGAAUCACAAUGCUGUUUCUUCAUCAUUUUCUUUCCACUCUAAACAUUUCCUUAAUGUGAAUUUAACUUCAAAUCACUGUUGAAUUUAGUAACAAUUUAAUUUUAAAUCAUGUUAGUUUAGAUUUUUUUUUAUCAUUUGCAAUUAAACGUGAGCAUAUGUUCAAAUGCUCAAAAUUCCAUUUGUAGUCAUCUGUAUGCUGCUCACUAGUAGUUUUUAUAAGAUUUUUGUUUCAGCUUCGUUUUCACCACAUUUUAUGGCUCAUAAUUCUGUUUUAGCAAGUACCUAAUUGUUCAUGUGUCGCCACAUCCACAAUAAACAUUUUGCUGCGCCAC
Oryzias melastigma (Indian medaka) is the source of this 2888-nucleotide messenger RNA. It is a transcript of the gene ro60, whose product is annotated as Ro60, Y RNA binding protein. Lineage: Eukaryota; Metazoa; Chordata; Actinopteri; Beloniformes; Adrianichthyidae. The transcript is spliced from 9 exons. The record is from RefSeq and is a predicted model, not a curated record. Bases 166 to 1806 code for a protein of 546 amino acids. Gene Ontology annotation, cellular component: ribonucleoprotein complex. Gene Ontology annotation, molecular function: RNA binding.